UCAGCCGGCACACAUCUUCCCUUCGAUUCUUGCAAUUCCAUUCUCUUCCCAGUUGUAGAAUUUUAAUUUUAGGAAGAUAAGCAUAGCAGGAUGACAUACCGGCACCAGCUGCUCAUGGUGUCCCUCCUGGCUACGCUCAUGACAAUGUCAUCUGCAGAUUUGCAGUACAAUUUCUACGACUCGUCAUGCCAGAACGUCGAGACGACCAUCAGGGGUGUCGUCCAUGGCAUGAUCGACGCGAACUCCAGUGUUGCUGCUGCCUUAAUUCGCUUGUACUUCCAUGAUUGCUUUGUCAUGGGCUGCGACGCCUCCAUCCUCCUGGACCCGACCAGUGCAAACGGCUCGCCAGAGAAGAAAGCCAUCCCCCUGGCCGAGGCUGGGUACAAGGCCGUGGACCAGAUCAAGGCGGCCGUCGAGGCCUUGUGCCCCGGGAAGGUCUCGUGCGCCGACAUCCUCGCCUUGGCCGCCCGCGACGCAGUCCUCAAAUCAGCCGGCUUCUACUACAACGUUCCCUCCGGCCGGCGCGACGGCAAUGUGUCCACUGCCUUCUCCGUCUUCACCAACAUGCCGUCGCCGUUCUUCGGCAUCGACAAUCUCGUAGCCAGCUUCGCCCGCAAGAAUCUCAAUGUCGACGACCUCGUGGCUCUGUCCGGAGCGCACGCCAUCGGCGUAGCGCGCUGCUCCGGCUUCACUAACCGGCUGUACCCGAACGUGGACCCUACGAUGGACGCCAGCUACGCGGACAAGCUGAAGAUCACGUGUCCGGGGCCGCCGGGACGCGACGUGCCGGACAACCUGGUGAACAACAGCGCGGUGCCGUCCAAUACGUUUGACAACCAGUUCUUCAAGAACGCCAUCGCCAAGCAAGUGCUCUUCACGUCGGACGCGGCGCUGAUGACCCGCAGCGACACGGCGGCGAAGGUGGCGGAGAAUGCUAAUGGCCUGACGACGUGGAAGGUGCGGUUCGCGGCGUCGAUGAUCAAGAUGGGAAACAUCGAGGUGCUCACUGGCGCGCAGGGGCAGAUCAGGAAGUCUUGCCGCGUGGUCAACAGCUAAAUCUACGGCGCGUGAAUAUAAACGUCCAGAAGCGUACUGGACAGUUUGCUGAUUCUAUAUUUUUUUUUUUACAUUUCAUUCUACCUCGUGUAAGGAUUAUUGGAGUUGCAAUUACUGUGAUACUGCAAUGUGUCUCCCGAUC
Molecule: messenger RNA, 1198 nt
Organism: Brachypodium distachyon (stiff brome)
Lineage: Eukaryota; Viridiplantae; Streptophyta; Magnoliopsida; Poales; Poaceae
Product: peroxidase 5
Exons: 2
Coding region: 91-1056 (321 amino acids)
Biological process (GO): response to oxidative stress; hydrogen peroxide catabolic process
Cellular component (GO): plasmodesma; plant-type cell wall
Molecular function (GO): heme binding; peroxidase activity
Source: RefSeq, a predicted model, not a curated record